This is a messenger RNA of Racocetra persica, 330 nucleotides long. The record is from the annotation of a GenBank genome assembly. Lineage: Eukaryota; Fungi; Glomeromycota; Glomeromycetes; Diversisporales; Gigasporaceae.
GCUUGCCAGAUUGUGGAAUCAGGAACUUUGGUGCUUCAUUUUUGGCUUGCCGGAAUAUGAAAUCAAGGGCUUUGGGGCUUUGUUCUCAGGCUUGCUGGAAUGUAAAAUUAGGAAUUUCUUUCUCAGGCUUGUGUAGGCUUGCUGAAACGUUAAAUCAGGAUUUUGGGGCUUCAUUCUCAGAACUUUGGGCUUCAUUCUCAGCUUCGUGUAGGCCUUUCGGAAUGUUAAAUCAGGAUUUGGAGCUUCAUUCUUGGAUUAUGGAGCUUUGUUCUCAGGUUCGUGUAGUGCUUGCUGGAAUGUUGAAUCAGGACUUUGGAGCUUCGUUCUCAG